Daphnia magna is the source of this 571-nucleotide messenger RNA. Its product is annotated as pro-resilin. NCBI's taxonomy places the organism in Eukaryota, Metazoa, Arthropoda, Branchiopoda, Diplostraca, Daphniidae. The transcript is spliced from 3 exons. Gene Ontology annotation, cellular component: extracellular matrix. The record is from RefSeq and is a predicted model, not a curated record. The coding region runs from base 59 to 466 and encodes 135 amino acids.
AAUCACAAAGGCAUCAGUUCUACCUUAGCUGUUUCGAAGAACAAACCCACAUUUAAACAUGAAGUUUUUAGUUAUCAUCGCUCUGAUUGCCGUCGCUGUAGCUGAGGAAUAUGCUGAAAAGCCCUCCUACCCUGCACCAGCCUACCCUGCUCCAGCCUACCCUGCUCCAGGAUACAGCAAGAGCUACGAUUACGCCCCGCAGCCGUACAACUUUGCGUACGACGUGAAGGAUGAGCCAUCCUACAACAACUUCGGUCACCAGGAAGCAGCUGAUGGCAAAGUCACAUCUGGAUCCUACAAAGUUGUUCUGCCCGAUGGUCGUACUCAAGUCUUCACCUAUAAGGACGAAGGUUACGGUUUGGUAGCCUCAGUAAAGACUGAAGGUGCUAUCAAAUCAUACGAUUACAAGCCAGCGUACAACGCUCCAUCAUAUCCAUCCCCGUCCGAUUAUCCCGCUAAAUACUAAACUUUUGCAGUGAUUCCUGUGCAUUGUUCCUAUUCCAACAAUGUUUGGACAAACAAUAGUAUGCUUAAGAGAAACAUAUAAUAUAUACAGACAAGAAUACGAAAA